GCAGAAUUGUGGUGGUUUGCUGGCCUGCAUUGAGGUUUUGGAGAAUGAAUAGACGUUGCCAUGGAGGCAGAAAGUGAGGUGGAGUUUUCCAGCGAUCUUAACUUUGUUCCAUUGUGGAGGAGAGCGAGUCCUCAUGUUCCCCAGGGAGAGGGACUGUACUACAGCCGCAAUCCUAGACCAAGACCGCAAUCUUACACAAGUCCUAAUGGAUUACUUGUCACAGACUUUCCUGUGGAGGAUAGGCAGUGCUUUACAGUGACCCAGCCUGCAGAAAGGAUUACAAGUUCUCCAGAAAGCAAUCAAGGAGGAAAAUUUUUGCACAGUCCCAAUGGAAAAAUACAGACAUCACCAUCACUAUCAUCUCUGGAAUACAAAUCUCCAAACCACAAACGUUCAUCUCAGGUCUUAAAAGUGGUUUCCAAUAACUCCAUUUCUUUUACUACAGGUGACCACCUUUCUUCAGUAAACCAAAAACCAAUGCUUUCACAGCGGACAUCUGGAAAUGUUACACUGACACCUGAAAGGGAACAGAUUGUGUUCGGGUCUAGUACUUCUUUUCCAUCUAAUGGGAUGGUAACCGCUAGCAACUGCAGUCCACCUCAGCCCUUACAGGCCACACAGGCCCCGGAUAUCUUUGCUUCAAAGUCUUUGCCAGGUUCCCCCAAGCCUUCUUUGGAAGAUAAGCAGUCUCUCCAAAGAACUUCAUCCAAUCCAGACAAAUCUGCCAUCAUUCUGAGCACAAACAGUCCAGUGUCUCUCAAAGCUGGAGCUCAGCAAAUCAUUCCUAAGGGCCUAGCGUCGGGAAUCAAAGUCUCAAACAAAAAUAGUAAUCAUAACAACCAAAACACAGAUUCUUUCAAAAGGUUGCUGAAAACUCGUAGUAUGGUGGAGACCAGUUCACCUCGUCUGGUUGUGCCUUCAGAAGAUGGGGAUGCUGAAAAUGAAACAGAUAGCCCAGGCACAUUACACAGAGGGCUUAGGUCAACAUCCUAUCGAAGAGCCGUAGUGAGUGGGGUUGAAUUCAACAAUUCAUCUGAUAGAAAAAAGAGUAACAGAAUGUCUCAGCCAAUCCUCAAGGCAGUCGUAGAAGAUAAAGAAAAGUUUUAUAGCUUGGGAAGGAUAAAGGGCUGUGUGCGGCGUCUCUCCAGGGCUUGCAGUUUCCUCAGGACUGUGUGCGGCGUCUCUCCAGGGCUGUGCAGUUUCCUCAGGGCUGUGUGCGGCAUCUCUCUUAGAGCUGUGCAGUCUUUCCAGGCCUAUGUGCCGAGUCUCUCCAGGGCUGUUCAGUUUCCUCCAGGGCUGUGUGCGGCAUCUCUCCAGAGCUGUGCAGUCUUCCUAGGCCUGUGUGCGCCAUCUCUGCAGGCUGUUCGAGGUCUCGUGGGUGCGGGCAGCGGGGCAAAGGAGGAGAAGGCAAUAACGAUUGUCCCUCGCCACUGGAACACCGUGGUCCCCCAGACCGUGUGGGAGUGGAUUGCUGAAUUGUGCCUGAUCAUGCGCUUUGAGGAGCUGACGGCUUCCCUGUGUGACCUUCAGCCUCAGUGCACAGUCUUAUGGGCCCCUUGGAUCUUGUAUAUGGACUCUGCGGCAUUCCUGGCCCU
Messenger RNA from Nanorana parkeri, 1595 nucleotides. Its product is annotated as rho guanine nucleotide exchange factor 26-like. The record is from RefSeq and is a predicted model, not a curated record. NCBI's taxonomy places the organism in Eukaryota, Metazoa, Chordata, Amphibia, Anura, Dicroglossidae. The annotation marks the transcript as partial. The transcript is spliced from 3 exons.